AUGGCUCUAAUCCUACUGCGUCUUGUCUUUCUAACUAUUUUCCUACGUUUCAUAGCUGCACAGCAGAAAACGGGUUCUGUAUCUGUUGGUGCAUCACUCACCGCCACAGCCGAUGUCAAACCAUGGCUUUCAUCUUCCGGUGAAUUUGCCUUUGGGUUCCAACAAGUUCAAGGGACCGAUAAUUUCUUGUUAUCUAUAAGGUAUCCAGAAGAAGGUCAAACGGUGCCUACAGGAUCCAAAGUUGAGCUACUUGGUGAAAGUGGACUCGUACUCACUCAUCCUCAGGGUACACAGGUAUGGAGAUUUGGGUCCAUUUCCGCUAUUGCAUCAGGUUUUAUGAAUGAUACAGGUAAGUUCAUAAUUUUUGGUAGCAAUUCUCGCAAGAUAUGGGAUAGUUUUGAUUAUCCGGCAGACACACUGUUGCCUACUAAGGUUAUAGAGAGAGGUGAAGGGAUGAAUUCAACAAUCAGUCCAACAAACUUCUCUGGUGGACGAUUCCAGUUACGUCUGCUUCAAGAUGGAAAUCUUCUUCUUAAUACUCGAAAUAUACUUUCAGGGACGCCAAAUGCUGGAAGAAGAGACUUCCACUCUCUAACGGGAUUAUGGGUGCUACAGAUAACCUUGGCUUUUGAGACUGAUGAUGAAGGGGUGGCAGUUUUAACUGAUCUUGCAUGGGAUUGCUAUCAAGAAGGUCGACUGGAUGCAUUUGUUGAGAAUGAUUUGGAGGCCUUAAAUGACCACAAAAAACUUGCAACAUUUGUGAUGGUUGGUCUUUGGUGUGUACAAGAGAACUCGUCAUUGAGGCCUACCAAGAGGAAGUUACUGAACUCUAGUUACUCUGCUAUAUAUGUCCAGGUUGAAGUAAUCAAAAAAAUGUUGAUGUUGGAGUCAUAUCAAGUAAAGUUGAAGGAUAGCGGUGAAGAUUAAAUAAAAUUCAAGGGCACAAAUGAAUAGGGUGAAUGGUUUUUCUAUUUUAUUGAUUUCACAUAGUAUUUAAAUGCGAUAAUAAAUGUAUAUUAAUUUUUUUAAUGAACUUUCUUUUUAAUUUCAAAAUUACUAUAUUACAGUUUCAUUAAUUUUUUUUAUUUAUUUAUCUAAAUUAUUUGUUUAA
Messenger RNA from Lactuca saligna, 1111 nucleotides. NCBI's taxonomy places the organism in Eukaryota, Viridiplantae, Streptophyta, Magnoliopsida, Asterales, Asteraceae. The record is from the annotation of a GenBank genome assembly.